CUCGCUCAGUGGCGUCCGUCCAUUUCCUCCCUCCGGUAGCGCUAGUAAAACCAACCGUCAAACUCACACAGACAUGGCUGACCAACUAACAGAAGAGCAGAUUGCUGAAUUCAAGGAGGCCUUCUACCUGUUUGAUAAAGAUGGAGAUGGUACCAUCACCACCAAAGAACUGGGCACCGUCAUGAGGUCACUAGGUCAAAACCCAACUGAGGCUGAACUCCAGGACAUGAUAAACGAGGUGGACGCUGAUGGCAACGGUACCAUUGACUUCCCCGAGUUCCUUACAAUGAUGGCAAGGAAGAUGAAGGACACGGACAGUGAGGAGGAGAUCAGGGAGGCGUUCAGAGUCUUCAAUAAGGACGGUCAUGGGCGUCAGCAGCUUUUGUAA
Messenger RNA from Cololabis saira (Pacific saury), 388 nucleotides. Its product is annotated as calmodulin-alpha-like. The record is from RefSeq and is a predicted model, not a curated record. Gene Ontology annotation, molecular function: calcium ion binding. Gene Ontology annotation, cellular component: cytoplasm. Lineage: Eukaryota; Metazoa; Chordata; Actinopteri; Beloniformes; Belonidae. The coding region runs from base 74 to 388 and encodes 104 amino acids. The transcript has a single exon.